This is a messenger RNA of Apis dorsata (giant honeybee), 3480 nucleotides long. It is a transcript of the gene elg1, whose product is annotated as MATH and LRR domain-containing protein PFE0570w. The coding region runs from base 146 to 3457 and encodes 1103 amino acids. The record is from RefSeq and is a predicted model, not a curated record. The transcript has 5 exons. Gene Ontology annotation, cellular component: nucleus. Gene Ontology annotation, molecular function: DNA clamp unloader activity; DNA binding; ATP binding. NCBI's taxonomy places the organism in Eukaryota, Metazoa, Arthropoda, Insecta, Hymenoptera, Apidae.
AAAUUCAUAGCAAUCUUAAUAUAUUUAUACAUGUAUUGUGGCGCCAAAAUCUCAUUCUACUAUAAGUAAAUAAUAAAUAUUAUCUAUAUCAAUUAUAUUUUUAUCGCCAUUUUAACAUUUUUAAAGUCUCAUGUAGUAAUGAAGGAUGAAAAAUAUUACACAGUAUUUUGAGAAUACUGUACAAUCCAAUAAUAAUAUAUCGAUAUAUUCUAAUGAUGAUACAAAAGAAGAAACGAAAUAUAAAAAUUCAAAAAAAAAACGCAAUCGUGUAAAAAUUAAAAUAUCUCGAACGAAAUCAAAAGAAAGAAUAUGUGACAUUAUAGAAAGUAGCAGUGAUAUGAUUGAUAAAACACCUAGUCCAUUUUCUAAGUUAAAUAAUGAAAAAAAAAAUUUAUAUGAAACACCCAAAAAGUGUUCUCUUUCUGAAAAUUUUCAAAGUCAUUUUGAACACAAUGAAACAAUAAAUCAUACUUUAUGUGAUAUAGAUUUGCAAACAAAUAAUUACAAUAUCAAAAAUGAAAAAAAAAGAAAAGAAAGAAAUUUUAAAACUUGUUUAACCAGUAACAAAAAAUAUAAAAAAGAAUCAAAUGAUAAAACAAAUAUCAAUAAAGAUGUAAAUACAAAUAAUAGCAAUGAUAAAAAAUAUUUUAAAAGGAAGAUUGUCGAUAUAAAAGAAAGUGAGAAAAUAGAAAGAAUAACACAAAAUCAUAUAAAAUCAAAAAGAGAAGAGAAAAAGGAUAAUAAUACAAAUACAACUAUUUUAAAUCAUAAACAACAAACUAGUAAUUUAUUAAAUUAUUUCAGCAAAACUCCCGUUAAUUUAGUACAUACAAAUAUGGCAAAUGUAUCUACUCUUGUAGUAAAAGCUGAUGUACAUAUAGAAAACACUGUUAGACAUGGAUUAUAUAAAUCAAAGUUAAAUAAUGGAAUAUUAUCAAGUAAAAAAAGUAAACCAGAAUUUUCUGAAAUAGAUGAUAUUCAAGUCAUUGAAUCUGAAAACAUUGAUGUAUCGAAUAAUAAGGAAAAAAAUCAAAAUAUUGAACAACAACAUAAUAAACAUAGAUGGUCAUUAAGAAUCAAACUUCAAACUCAUAAAAAUGAAAAUAUUAUAUCAGCAGAUGGAAGCAGUGAUGAAGAAUUAUUUUCACCAAAGACGAAAAUUGUAUUAAAUAAAGAAAAACAUAAGAAUUUUAAAUCAAGUAAAAAUAUAAAUUCGGAAAAUUCAUUGAAAGAAAAAGAUAAAGAAAUAUCAAAGCAAACAAAUGUACAUACGAAAUUGAAAGUAAAAAUAUGUGAUCAAUUGAAAAAUCCAAAGUACAAUUAUAUAGCGAACAAUAAAUGUUUUAAUAAUAGCUAUAAUGAAAAUAAACAGAAAUUAAUUAACUUUGAUAAACAUGAAUGUACAUUGACAAAAGACAAAAAUUUAUACAAAUAUCAUAAUUCUAAUUUAGAAAAUGCUAUGGAAAAUGAACAAAAUUAUGAUAAUAAUUACAAAAUUAUUAGUAAUAACAAAUUAAAGAGAAAAACAUCUGAUAAAUUAGCUCCUUUAUUUACAAAACGAAAAAAACCAGAUCCAGAAAUAAUAACAGCUCGCCGGUUGUUUUUACAACCAGAUGUAAUUGAUAACAAUAAUAAAAAUGCAGACAAAAAAAAAAAAGUUCAAAGUGUAUUACCAUUUCCUCUUAUAAGUCAUAUUACACAAUCAAGCAAUGUAUUAUGGAAUGAAAAUAACAUUUUUCAUAUUCCACAGAAAGUUCAUAGGAAUUAUAUUCCAAAUAUAAAUUUAAAUCACUUUAAGCAUAUCGUAGAUUUUUCCAAAAAGGAAUUAAAAACAUUAGAAAGAAUUAAUAAACCAAAGAUUCAAGAAGCCUUAACAGAUUUAGAAAAACAUUGUACAAAUGUAAAAGAUAUGUGGAAUGUUAUUUCACAUAUUGUUAAGGAAAAGCCCAAGAUAUCAGCUACAAUAAGAACUAAAAAAAAUAAACAAUUAGAGAAUAAAGAGACAAUAGGAUAUAAAACAAAAGUAGAUCAAUUUGAAUGUUAUAAUUGGACUUAUAAAUAUAGACCACAAAGUUCUUGUGAAGUAGUUGGAAAUGAAGAAGCAAUAAUAAAAUUGAAGGAAUGGUUACUUGGAUGGAAAGCAACUUUUAUAAAUGAAGAUGUCAGCAGUGGAGAUGAAUUUUAUUCGUCUGAUAAUAGUCGAUCAAAAAUUAAUGAAAAUAAUCAAAUAGCCAUAUUAUUGGGACCAUAUGGAUGUGGUAAAACUGCAAGUGUUUAUGCAGUAGCAAAUGAAUUCGGUUAUACUGUAUUAGAAUUGAAUGCAUCAUCUAAAAGAACUGGAAAAAGACUUUUAAAAGAAUUAGAAGAAGCAACUAAAUCGCAUCGAAUUAAGAAAGAUGAAAGAACAUCUAUUUUCUGCAAUUCAGUUUCAGAUGGAAUAAUUUCUUCAAAAAUACCACAAAAUUCACUCAUUCUUAUAGAUGAUGUUGAUAUUAUAUUUGAAGAAGAUGAAGGAUUUAUUUCUGCUACAUAUCAAUUAGUAUCAAAUUCGAAACGACCAAUUGUUAUGACAUGUAGAGACAUUUGUCCACAUUUGAAUAAAAUGGCACUUCAACAAAAUAGGAUUUAUUUUAAAGAUGCUUUUAACGAUAGAGUUUCUAUUUUACUAGAAUUAAUUUCAUUAGCAGAAAGCGGUUAUAGGCUUCCUCCUAAUUGUAUAGCAGAAUUAUUGCAGUAUGGAGAUUUACGAAAAGCUAUAUUACAAUUACAAUAUAUAUUAUUAUCUGGUCCACCACGAAUAUUAAAACAAACUAUAAAUUUUAAAGAUUCAUUUUGGCGAAAGAUGAAGUAUUAUAUAUAUAAGCCAGUAAUUAAAGAAAAUAAUUAUAAAAGAAAAAGAGAAAAAAUAAUAAAUAACGAAAAAACGAUUGCUGAUAAAAUUAUGUUACUUGAUAUAACAAAAAAAUUAGAUAAUGUAGCUUUAUUGUCAUCUUUAAUUGAUAUAGAAGAUUCUGCAUUAAAUUUAGAACAAAUAAAAAUGCAUCCCAAUUUGUCUUUAAUUGAAAAUAGUGCUCAAUAUUCAGCUUCCAAUAAUAUUUGUUCAGAAAUAGCUGAAUGGAUAGGUAAUCAAAUUAUAAACAAAGAUCAAUUGUUUGGCUACAAUGAAAUACAAUAUCAAAAUAAUAUUAUGUUAAGAAAACAAUUAAGUAAAGGACUGAAUAUAGCCUUAUCUCAUACGACAUCAUUAUUACUCGAUCGUCAAAUUAUAGCUAUAGAUUAUCUUCCAUCUGUGAGAACAAUAUGUAGAGCCGAAGAAUUGAGAGCUAAUAAUAAUAAUAAAAGAGGAAAUCGUUUCUUUCAUUAUCUUCAUAAUUUGAAAGCAUCAUCUACAUUUUUCAAAACUAAUGUUUUAACAGCAGCAUGCAAAGUAAUGUAUGACGAAAUCGACAAUGAAUAAAGAUAAUAUUAAUACAUCAUAAA